Messenger RNA from Sphenostylis stenocarpa, 621 nucleotides. NCBI's taxonomy places the organism in Eukaryota, Viridiplantae, Streptophyta, Magnoliopsida, Fabales, Fabaceae. The record is from the annotation of a GenBank genome assembly.
AUGGACCAAUCCAAACCCACCAACACCGACAAGAGGAAACGGGCACACGAUGACUCCGACUCGCUCUCCACCUCGUUUAAACUUCCCCGAGUUGAGAGAAGCUCCUCCGAGUCUCACCGAGUUGACUCGGGCGAGUUUGAACUCGCCCGAGUCGACCCGGACUUUCUCAGCAUGUUAAACGAUGCCGAGAAUGUCACCGAGCGUGGCUCCAGCGUGGAGGUAGAAGAUCUUGACUCUUUCAUCAAGAGUUUUGAAGAGGAAAUACUCGCUCCGGCUUCGAACCCGAACCUACCACCCGAGCCGGAGGUCUUUAAACCGAACCUUGGUUACUUACUGGAAGCAUCCGACGACGAGCUUGGGUUGCCGCCGACGGUGGCGCUGUGCGAGGAGGAGUUUAAACCCGGGACAGUUGAAUCGGGUCGGGUUGGACCUGAGGGAGUGGAUCUGACGGGAUUUUUAGGGUUUGAGGAUGAUAUUGGGAGCUACGAAGGUUUUGGUUUGGUUGGGUACAAUGAUGUGGAUGAUAACGGUGGCGGUUACGUGACGAUAGAUGGGUUGUUUGAUCAUGCUGAGCCUGGCGCCGAUAUUUUGUGGCGGUCGGAAUCAUUGCAGGCGAUGUAA